GUCGCCCGUCCCGCGCCAAGCCGCCGCACUCAUGGACGCGCACGACUUUUUCGCGCUGAGCGGCGGCGACGACGACCACGACAACAACUGCUCGCGCGCCGGCACGCCGCCGCCGCCCGAGCCGCAGAAGAAGCGGCGGCGGCGCGGGCGCGCGCGCGGCGAGGCCGCCGUGCGCGUGGUCCGCAAGAGCCGCCGGCUGAAGGCCAACGACCGCGAGCGCAACCGGAUGCACAACCUCAACGGCGCCCUGGACCGCUUGCGCCGCGUGCUUCCGGCGCUUCCGGACGAGUCCAAGCUGACCAAGAUCGAGACGCUGCGCCUGGCGCACAACUACAUCUGGGCCUUGGCCGAGACCCUGCGCAUGGCCGACCGCGGUGGCGGCCCCCGCGGCGGGUCCCCCCGCGACGGCCUCCCCGGCGACGGGCCCGGGUGCGGCUCCGGAUGGUUCUCGUGCGGCACGAGCCCGCCGUCCUCCUCCUCCUCCUCCUCCUCGUCGCCCGCCUCCAGCCCGGGCAGCCCGCUCGAGCGCGCCUUCGGCCGCCCGCAGGGGGUCUUCUGACCGCUGGAGCGACGCCUCUGCCUGCACGAC
Hippocampus zosterae (dwarf seahorse) is the source of this 589-nucleotide messenger RNA. It is a transcript of the gene neurog1, whose product is annotated as neurogenin 1. Gene Ontology annotation, molecular function: protein dimerization activity. Lineage: Eukaryota; Metazoa; Chordata; Actinopteri; Syngnathiformes; Syngnathidae. The record is from RefSeq and is a predicted model, not a curated record. The coding region runs from base 32 to 559 and encodes 175 amino acids. The transcript has a single exon.